AUGCGCGCGCUGUCCUCCUCGCCCGUCCUCACGUCCCGGGGUUCGCUCGCGAACGCGCGCGCCCUCGCGCGCGCCCCACGCGCGGCGUCCAACGCGUCGCGCGGUCGCGACCUCGCGGCGAUCACGCGCGCGGGCUGGUUCGAGAACGACAAGGACAAGGCUGGUCGAGACACGACCUGGGAGGCGCAGCAGGAGAUAUUGCGGAAGCGCCGACGCGGCGUGAACGUCGAGUCCGAGAUCUCGUCGCGGCGCAAGAAAGUCAGCGGGUUCCUCAAAGGGACGCUCUCGAAGGAGGAGACGGAGGCGAUCAACAAGAAGAACCGCGACAAGGCGAACGAGCUGUCGAAGGAGGCGUUCAAGGGGCAGAAGGGAUGGAUAUCCAUCCCCGGCAUGGCGAUCGGCAUGCCCGAGUUCGACGGCGGCGAGCGGUUCGACCUGCGCGGGCCGUACGCGGACGAGGGGUGGGUCGACCCUGACGACGAGGGCAUCUCGAACCCGUUCAAAGGGCUGUUCGGGGGUGGGAAGAAGAAGAAAGAAGAGGAGAAGCCGAAGCCGAAGCCGAAGAAGAAGGGCUUCUUCGGGCGGUGACGACGACGACGCGACUCUCGUCGCGGGCGUACCGUAACAACUUAUCCUAGUCGACGAUCUAUCUCGUAUCCACGCGCGCGCGCGCGACGAACCCAAAACAC
This is a messenger RNA of Micromonas pusilla CCMP1545, 689 nucleotides long. RefSeq lists its product as uncharacterized. NCBI's taxonomy places the organism in Eukaryota, Viridiplantae, Chlorophyta, Mamiellophyceae, Mamiellales, Mamiellaceae. The transcript has a single exon. The record is from RefSeq and is a predicted model, not a curated record. Bases 1 to 588 code for a protein of 195 amino acids.